GCCUGACCUGUGUUUGUGCACGGGCCUGUAUUUUUACCUCCAUAGGUACUAUAACACUAGCCAGGUUUUAAUCCAUGAAUUUUAAACAAACUAAGAUCUAUUAUAUGCUGAAUACAAAUACCACGUUUUGACAAAAUAUCUCUUCAGUGUCCUGUGCUUUUUUGUUAUGUAAAUGACUAUCAUGCAUUAAAAGUGUUUUCUUCAACAUGGAGGCCUUGGGACCCAUGAGAGUCCAUGAGGCUGCAACCAAAGGUCCCCAAUAAACUUUAUCUUCACUAAUGAUUUCACUUAAUGCCUGUUAGGACAAGGAGAGAAGCGGGAGGGAUAUCUGUUUAAUUCAGAGGGUUUUAUCUCUGCUGUUAUCUCCACACCAACAAUAAAACAAGACAAGAAACCCCUCUGCACCCCCAGGUCAAACUGGGGUCUGUAGUGAAAGAGAUUUGUGAUUUAGGGCCAUUUGGCUAAUGUUUCUUUCCUUUAUGUCGUGUGGCCUGAUAAUUAUAAGCCCUCGUGUUGUGCACAGUGUAGCUCCGCCCUCAGCUCCAGUCCUGACUCCCAGCACUGGUUAGCCUUACUAGACAUAGAAAUCUAGUCCCUGCUCCACGCUCCACCCCUGGUGUUCCUGAUUCCUGGGUCUUUGUCCCCGGAACUUGCACUCUCUCCUGGGUGUCCGCCGGGGUUUUCAGCUCACAUCUGGAUCCCAGCAGCACUAGCGUACAGUCCUGGGUCUUGUCCUGCAGAAACACGGCCUCCUCAAGUUAGGAAAGAAAACAAGAAAGAAGAAAAACACCUAUGAGACAACGUUAACCCGUCUGCUCUCCUCCUGUGGGUUAUACUUUCGUCGAAGCUGUGAGGCAGCAGUGUGAUUUAGAGAUUCUUGCCUGCAGUUAAAAAGUUUUUACAUGUUUUCAAACUAGUUCUGUCCUUUCUUCGUGUGUUUUUUCGACUGAGGCUGGAACUCGACAUUUGUGUCACAUAUCGGGCCUCUUAACCAGACGACGUUUGGGCUUCGUUUCACGGUAUUUUCGGUGUUUUUCCCCCCUGUCACGGUGGUUUGAGCUGCUGUGAAUGAAGGGUCCGCGGAGCUGAAGGAACCAGCGUCUCCAUGAGGAAGCUCAGCGCCGCGGUCGCUCCAGCGCUGUCCUAGCUCACACACACACCUGAGCGCCUGUAUUUCUAACUUUUUGUGCUAACUUUGUAGCUAUUUUAUUUUUACGCGAUACAACAAGAUGAAGACGCUGUUGGUGCUGUGUGUGGCUUGCACGCUGGUUGUGUUUACCGUGUCGGCAACUGCGGAGCAGAAGCUGAAAAACUGCAACGAAGUCCGAGCUGCUUACAGCUCCAAAGGCUUCAACGUUAACGAUGUCCCCAACAAAGGAGUUAAUGGAGCCCGCCUAAAAGUGUGUCCACAGGGUUUCUCCUGCUGCACGGUAGAGAUGGAGGAGAAGCUGAGCCAGCAGAGCCACUCGGACAUGAACGCUCCCGUCUCCAGGCUCAGCAGCAACCUGCAGUCCACCUUCAAACAGAAGCACGAACACUUUGACAAGUUUUUCCGUGAGCUUUUGAAAAAUGCAGAGGUCUCUCUUAACAACAUGUAUGUGCGAACAUACGGGAUGAUGUACGUGCAGAAUGCAGAGCUGUUCAAGAACUUCUUCACAGCCCUGACUCGGUACUACCUGUCUGGCAGCAGUGCCGUCAACCUAGAAUCCAUGCUGUCAGAAUUUUGGGCUGACCUCCUGGAGCGGAUGUUCCGGCUGGUCAACGUCCAGUAUGAAUUCAGCGACUCCUACAUGGAGUGUGUCAGCCGGCACACGGAGCAGCUGCAGCCCUUUGGCGAUGUUCCUCGCAAGCUCCGCAUCCAUCUGACACGGUCCUUUAUUGCUGCACGUACCUUUGUGCGUGGCCUAGCACUCAUGCCAGAGGUGGUCAAUAAAGUUUCUACGGUCAGCGCAUCUCCCAGCUGUGUGCGAGCGGUUAUGAAGAUGAUGUACUGUCCCUACUGCUCGGGCCAAGUGGCCUUGAAACCCUGCCAGAAUUACUGCCUCAAUGUGAUGCGUGGGUGUUUGGCCAACCAGGCCGACUUGGACACAGAAUGGAACAACUUCCUCGAUGCCAUGCUUAGUUUAGUUGAGAGGCUCGAAGGUCCCUUUAAUUUUGAGUCUGUCAUGGAUCCCAUUGACGUGAAAAUCUCAGAGGCCAUCAUGAACAUGCAGGAUAACAGCAUGCAAGUGUCACAGAAAGUUUUCCAGGGCUGUGGGCAGCCUAAACCAAGCACGGCCUUCCGUUCCAAACGUUCUGUCAAAGAAACUGGCUUUACUGCCCGUUUCCGCCCAUAUAGUCCUGACGCUAGACCCACAACCGCCGCUGGGACCAGCUUAGAUCGACUGACAAAUGAUGUGAAGAAGAAGCUAAGACAUGCAAAGAAGUUCUGGUCCACAUUGCCAGAGACCGUAUGUACAGGUGAGAGGAUCGCAUCUGGGGAUGAGUGCUGGAACGGAACAGCAAAAAGCAGGUACGAGUCAGUUGUCAUUGGCAACGGAUUGGCCAAUCAGGUGUCAAACCCUGACGUAGAUGUGGACAUAACAAAGCCAGACAUUGUGAUUCGCAGUCAGAUUGCAGUUUUGAAAGAAAUGACAAGCUGGCUUAAAGCUGCACACAGCGGCAAUGACAUCUCUGUCGAUAAUGAUGAGGGUGAGGAUAGCAGCGGAGGAGAGGAGAGUGGCAGCGGCUGUGACACUCCAUCCUGCGACAGAGACCGGGACAUGUACUUUUCCACUCCACCCAACUCUGACAAUCCUCCAGUUAUUAAAGUAAGGAAACAGUCGGCAGCUGGGGUUGCCACACAGGGAAGCAUGGCGCUGGCGCUCUUCGGGCUGGCCCUGGCACUGCUUGCUCCCCACUUGAGAUAAAACUGGCUUGGCAGGGAGAGGAAGAGAAUGACCAGGAGUGAUGGAGCGAUGGGGGGGAACUGUCAGAGACUUUAAAAAGACUGCCUUCAGGACCUUGGACUGUCCACCGUUGGGGGGAAGACACUUCUUAAUAUUACAAUAAUUUCACUUUUAAUUAUUUGUUUGUAUUGUUUUUUUAGGACAUCAGUGUACAGCGAUAUGAUUUUCUUCUUUCAUUUUUCUACCCCCACCGGGAUAAACCUUUACUCCAUAUAGCUCUUUUGGAGCCAACGCUUGCAGCAUUACAAACAUUAUAUAAUUGUCUUGUUAUGGCAAUUUAAUCUGAUGAUUCAUAUGUGUUCCUACCUGAACAAUUGCCAUCUGGUAACCAAUUAGUACGUGAGAUAUUUGGUUGAACAUUGAGUUCCUGUGGUGGGACAUGUCCUCAUAGUUCUAAGGAUGUUCUUAUUUUCCAUUAUUGAGAGAUCAACAAAUAUGGUGUUGUGAACUGUUACCGUUCACAACACCCACUUUGCACAUUAUGAAUGUGCAUUCUGUGAAUGUUUGUUUGUGAAUGUGCAUUAAUACAUUUACAUACAUCAGCCAGUCAGAAAUUAUGAAGCUAGCUGUUGCAUUUCAGCUAAGGAAUACUUUGAGCUUUAGCUCAUUUUUACUUUGCAGUGGUGUUAAAACUCCUCAGAGCUGCAGAACAUAGCUCAUCUCUCAAAUACAGCAAGAGAAGUUGCAGCACAGGUAAUAAUAAUGUUAACCUGAAGAUGGAAUCUUUCUUUAGAAGAGCUCCUGUGGCACUCUGCAAGCCCAAACAUACUUAAUUGUAUGUCUGCUAUAAGCAUUAUCUCAACCUAGCUUAUAAUGUCCUCAUUAGUUUCUAAUUUAAUUUGUUCACCUUAAACGCUUCAGUAGUAAGGACAUACCUCAUGCAUGCUCUCAGUGUCAAUGCAAUCUAGUGAUGCCGAGUUGAAAGUGUCUGAUGGAGUUGAGAUAUGUGGCAGUGAGACAUAACUGGCAUGGAAGGGGAAGGACUCCCCUGGCAUUACCCCUAAAGAAGGCAAAGCUGACAAAUCCUGAAACCCCUUUUUGGUACUGCAAGCUCAGUUCAGCACAGAGGACCUGACUCUGUACAGUCUUACUGGUUGAAAUGAAUUGGUGUUGACAUUUAUGUUCAGAGCAUUUGAUAUUAAACUAGAGAAAAGGAACAAAAGACAGUGCUUUGAUUAAAUAAAAGGAAGAUAAAUAGUUUACUACAGGGUUUUAUGUUAAAGAGGCGUCUCAAUUUUUAGCUGGUUUUGGUAUGAAGAUUUAUAUUAGGUACUACAGUGGAUUUCACUGCUAGUUUUAGGUGGUGGAAGGGGACUGUGCACAAAACAUGGGGACACUUUUUUGGUCAGUUUGCCCAGGUUUUGGGGCUUUUUUUGGCCCACAUCCCCUGUCCCACAGUCUACAGUUGUACCUCCUAAAUGACCUUUGUCAGUAUAAAUGGACUCAUCCUGAUCCAUUUGAUCUACUUAUCCUCAUCCUCAUGUUCUCAUUAUUUCAACUCAUGGUGGAAUGCUGAAGUAUUGUCACAAAUGCCACAAAAAUUACUGCUCUAUAUGGUGCCUGAUAUUUUUUAUAACCUUGGUACGUUAUUAGCAGCUUCCUAAGGUAAAAAAGAAUGUAGAUAUUUAUAUCUCUCUGCUCCAAUUGCCUGAGCAGAGUGUACUGUUACCAUCUGACAAGCACAACACAAGAUUUUUUAAUGUUUUCUAAUUUGAUAAUCAAAGUCUGUAAGUUGCAUUACCUAACCAGUUUCUCUCUUAAGUGAUGCUGUCUUAUGUAGCUUUUGUACAGUAACUUAUGGAUGUGUUCAAAUAUGCUUUUAGAGCUGACAUAGAUUAUCCAAAAAACAGUAUUCAGAAGGUUUUAGUACUCAAAAAUUAGGCAAAAGAUUCAUUCAGUUCAGAUUCUUUAAGAUCUGGGAACUUUAAAUAUCUGUUUCAUAAUUGCCUGCAGAUCAAACCAUUGGCUGCAGAUAGGACGUGGUAAAUUCUGGAGACAACCUUUUGCUUCUUGUUUGGCUUCGAGAUUUCCAGGUUGAUUGUAAGCCUACAUGAAAUGUUCUCCAGAAAAGUGAUGUUCCCUAAUAACAGACUUGGAACAAAUCAACAAGGACAACAAUAUUAAGAAUUGGAUGUUGAAAGAUUUGAUGAAACAUCUAUGCAACCCGUAUAAAAUACUGAAGCCUUCAUGUGAAAUAAUGAGGUUGUGCUUCAGCUGCCUGGUUUGACAUUAUUUCUGCAUAUAACUGGUUCAGUUCUCCUGAUUUUUGUGUUCCACCAACAUUUCUACAAGGGUUUGUGCAUGUGGAAGAGUUGGGUCAAGUGUGAAGAAACCCAGCGUGUUGGGUAGAUGUCUGUGCUUUCGGGCCAGGGCAGCAACAUUUUCCAGCUGGCAGGAAUUGGUUCAGCUGCUUGAUGUUCAUUUGAUCCACAGAGCAAAUUCAGUCUAAUGACUUUAAAGUUGAGUUGGACAGGUGUUGAAACCUUCCCAUCUGCCUUUGGCCCACAAGAACAGAAAGGACUCACUUUCUGAGGAAAUGGUGAGAGACUUGACUGAAAAGAAUUUUAAAAGAAAGUGUAAAUAAAGAGCAGCCCUUUUAGAUGUCUCUAAAAGAGGCAGUAACCUACACCAGAUUUUUACUUGUCAGAGUAUCUCCUAAAUGUUAUGGAAAAACAAGAUGAGAUAGAUGUUAAAUUGUAAGAGAAAAUGUAUAUUAAACAACAUUUCUUAGUCUUGUUGAAAUAAAGACU
Messenger RNA from Monopterus albus (swamp eel), 5698 nucleotides. It is a transcript of the gene gpc4, whose product is annotated as glypican 4. The transcript has 9 exons. Gene Ontology annotation, cellular component: synapse; cell surface; plasma membrane. Bases 1230 to 2909 code for a protein of 559 amino acids. Gene Ontology annotation, biological process: cell migration; regulation of signal transduction; regulation of protein localization to membrane. The record is from RefSeq and is a predicted model, not a curated record. Lineage: Eukaryota; Metazoa; Chordata; Actinopteri; Synbranchiformes; Synbranchidae.